AUGAAGCAGAAGUUAAAGAUGAAGUCUGUCGUCAUGAAUCAGAAGCAGAAGUUAAAGAUAAAGUCUGUCGUCAUGAAUCAGAAGCAGAAGUUAAAGAUGAAGUCUGUCGUCCUGAAGCAGAAGUUAAAGAUGAAGUCUGUCGUCCUGAAGCAGAAGUUAAAGAUGAAGUCUGUCGUCAUGAAGCAGAAGUUAAAGAUGAAGUCUGUCGUCAUGAAGCAGAAGUUAAAGAUGAAGUCUGUCAUCAUGAAUCAGAAGCAGAAGUUAAAGAUGAAGUCUGUCGUCAUGAAUCAGAAGCAGAAGUUAAAGAUGAAGUCUGUCGUCCUGAAGCAGAAGUUAAAGAUGAAGUCUGUCGUCAUGAAGCAGAAGUUAAAGAUGAAGUCUGUCGUCAUGAAGCAGAAGUUAAAGAUGAAGUCUGUCGUCAUGAAGCAGAAGUUAAAGAUGAAGUCUGUCGUCAUGAAGCAGAAGUUAAAGAUGAAGUCUGUCAUCAUGAAGCAGAAGUUAAAGAUGAAGUCUGUCAUCAUGAAUCAGAAGCAGAAGUUAAAGAUAAAGUCUGUCGUCAUGAAUCAGAAGCAGAAGUUAAAGAUGAAGUCUGUCGUCAUGAAGCAGAAGUUAAAGAUGAAGUCUGUCGUCAUGAAUCAGAAGCAGAAGUUAAAGAUAAAGUCUGUCGUCAUGAAUCAGAAGCAGAAGUUAAAAGAUGAACAGAAGUUAAAGAUGAAGUCUGUCGUCAUGAAGCAGAAGUUAAAGAUGAAGUCUGUCAUCAUGAAUCAGAAGCAGAAGUUAAAGAUGAAGUCUGUCGUCAUGAAUCAGAAGCAGAAGUUAAAGAUGAAGUCUGUCGUCCUGAAGCAGAAGUUAAAGAUGAAGUCUGUCGUCAUGAAGCAGAAGUUAAAGAUGAAGUCUGUCAUCAUGAAUCAGAAGCAGAAGUUAAAGAUGAAGUCUGUCAUCAUGAAUCAGAAGCAGAAGUUAAAGAUGAAGUCUGUCAUCAUGAAUCAGAAGCAGAAGUUAAAGAUGAAGUCUGUCAUCAUGAAUCAGAAGCAGAAGUUAAAGAUGAAGUCUGUCGUCAUGAAGCAGAAGUUAAAGAUGACGGAGCACAGAAACCAGAGCUCAGUAAUCAGACCAACAGACUCAGGGAAAUGUGAGAGUUUGAAAAAAGCCUUUUACAGAGAAAUGAAAGCACAAGGACAGCAGCUCAGGAAGAAGGAGGUGUAG
This is a messenger RNA of Knipowitschia caucasica, 1206 nucleotides long. The record is from the annotation of a GenBank genome assembly. NCBI's taxonomy places the organism in Eukaryota, Metazoa, Chordata, Actinopteri, Gobiiformes, Gobiidae.